Polypterus senegalus (gray bichir) is the source of this 717-nucleotide messenger RNA. It is a transcript of the gene nppcl2, whose product is annotated as C-type natriuretic peptide. Gene Ontology annotation, biological process: cGMP biosynthetic process; receptor guanylyl cyclase signaling pathway. Gene Ontology annotation, cellular component: extracellular region. The transcript has 3 exons. Gene Ontology annotation, molecular function: hormone receptor binding; hormone activity. The record is from RefSeq and is a predicted model, not a curated record. Lineage: Eukaryota; Metazoa; Chordata; Cladistia; Polypteriformes; Polypteridae.
GACUGACAUCACAUUCAGAAACCUUUAAAUUUCCCAGAAAAACUGGAAACGAGCAGAAUCUGACCAGUCCUGAAUCCAUACAGGACAGAAUAAAAAGCGAUUAACUGGAAAGAUAAAAGUGCAGAGAAGCCUGAUUGUUUGAAACAAAUUUUUGAUUUUUUGUUUUUUUUACUCCUUUUGACGACAUCUAUGAUGAACAUGUUCUCACCUUCUUCAUCACUCAUCAUUAUUGUUCUGCCCAUGUUCGCUGUUUUUAUUCAAGGGAGGCCAGCGGCUCAUCGCAGACAACAUGAGACCCUAAUUGACCUGUUUGGUAAGGAGUUGGGUGGUUUGCUGGCAGACAUGGAAGUCGUGGAGGGUUCUUCAGGCGAAGAUGCAAGCCUUCCUCUCAGACAUUCGUCCUUUCUCCCUAGAAGGAGGGGCAUGCGUGAUGCCAUGGAUACAGAGGCUGUGACUGGCAACCAAGCAUGGCUUCGCCUCUUCAAGGACUUCAUGAGCAGCCAGAAGAUGUUUCGUGGGCGAACGAAAAAGACUCAGGGUCGUGGCUGCUUUGGGAUGAAAUUGGACCGCAUCAGCUCCAUGAGUGGCCUGGGCUGCUAGUUGCUAGGAUCGGCCAGGGCGCUCACGCUGAGGCACAACACGCCCAAAGCCUCCACGACUCCCGCUAUCGUCAACGGCCAGUCACACCAGCUCCUCACAAUUGCUCAGCUGGAAUGA